Molecule: messenger RNA, 2618 nt
Organism: Aedes albopictus (Asian tiger mosquito)
Lineage: Eukaryota; Metazoa; Arthropoda; Insecta; Diptera; Culicidae
Gene: ThrRS
Product: threonine--tRNA ligase 1, cytoplasmic
Exons: 6
Coding region: 143-2425 (760 amino acids)
Biological process (GO): threonyl-tRNA aminoacylation
Cellular component (GO): cytoplasm
Molecular function (GO): threonine-tRNA ligase activity; ATP binding
Source: RefSeq, a predicted model, not a curated record
GUUCUUCCCUGUGUAGUGUUGUGCAAAAAUGACUGACAACGUGCCCGUCGCCGAGCUAGAAAAACUGGAUUUAAACCAGCAAAAGGCAUGAAAUAGUAAUCUUUCUAAGCGAAUUUCACUAAACGAACUGUUGUGCUAGAGAAUGCGCCUGGGGGCGUUGGUGGCCGGGCUCAAUCGGACCAUUAAUUUCCGUUUCAAUCCGUGCGGUAGUGGUAGUAGCUUGCUCGUAGUGCAACAAUACCAACAGCAACAACAACACCAGCCGCCACCGCUGCAGCAGCGUCGGCUUCCGACUGUCGAGCCGUCGUUGCGGUGCCAAUUUGCGACACUGGCAAGCAAGAUGAAGAAAGAGAAGCAGAGAAAUCAACAGGAAAAGGGAAGUGGCGCUUCGUCUGCACCGGCAGCAGAGAAGCCCGCUCCGGAAUUCAUUGAUCAUCGUAUCAAGAUCUACGACGAACUGAAGGCGCAGUAUUUGGAAGAGUUGGCCAAGAAGCCGAAGAACCCGAUCAAGGUUACGCUUCCGGAUGGGAAGGAAGUGGACGCCACCAGCUGGGAAUCGACCCCGUAUGAUGUGGCUAAGGGUAUUAGCCAGGGGCUGGCGGACAAUACCGUCAUCGCUCGCGUUAACAAUGAAUUGUGGGAUUUGGAUCGUCCCCUGGAGGGCGACUGCAAGCUGCAGCUGCUGAAGUUUGACGACCCGGACGCACAGGCUGUGUUCUGGCACAGCUCGGCGCAUAUUCUUGGCGAAGCGAUGGAAAAGCGCUACGGCGGUCAUCUUUGCUACGGUCCACCAAUCGAGAAUGGCUUCUAUUAUGAUAUGUUCUUGGAAGGAAGUGGAAUUUCCAACCAGGACUACGGUGUGCUGGAGAGCGAGGUAAAGAAAAUCGUAAAGGACAAGCAGCCCUUCGAACGGCUGGAAAUGAAGAAAGCCGAUCUGCUGAAAAUGUUCGAGUACAAUGAAUUCAAGUGCCGCAUUUUGAACGAGAAGGUUACAACCGAUACCACAACCGUCUAUCGAUGUGGUCCGCUGAUCGAUUUGUGUCGCGGGCCGCACGUCCGGCAUACUGGCAAGGUGAAGGCCCUGAAGGUUGUGAAGAACUCUUCUACCUACUGGGAGGGUAAGGCCGAUGCCGAAACUUUGCAACGAGUUUACGGUAUCUCCUUCCCCGAUCCCAAACAAUUGAAAGAGUGGGAGAAGAUCCAGGAAGAGGCUGCCAAACGUGAUCACCGAAAGCUGGGCAAGGAACAGGAAUUGUUCUUCUUCCACGAAUUGUCCCCUGGUUCGUGUUUCUUCCAGCCUAAGGGAGCCCAUAUUUAUAAUACGCUGAUGAACUUCAUUCGCUCGGAGUAUCGGAAACGCGGUUUCCAAGAGGUCAUCUCUCCAAAUAUCUACAAUGCCAAACUGUGGCAAACCUCUGGCCAUUGGCAGCAUUACGCGGAAAACAUGUUCUCCUUCGAAAGCGAAAAGGAAACCUUCGCGCUGAAGCCCAUGAACUGUCCGGGACAUUGUUUGAUAUUCGACCAUCGUAACCGUUCGUGGCGUGAGUUGCCUCUUCGGAUGGCCGAUUUCGGUGUGCUGCAUCGUAACGAACUGUCUGGAGCGUUAACCGGUUUGACCCGUGUACGUCGAUUCCAGCAAGAUGAUGCCCACAUCUUCUGUAUGCCGGAACAAAUCAAACAGGAGAUCACUGGAUGUCUGGACUUCUUGGCUCACGUCUACGGAGUAUUCGGAUUUACCUUCAAUCUGGUUCUAUCCACCCGUCCGGAGAAGUAUCUCGGUGAUAUCGAAGUAUGGAACGAAGCCGAAAAGGCGCUUGCCGAAUCUCUGAACAAAUUCGGUCAACCUUGGAAAGAGAACCCAGGCGAUGGCGCUUUCUACGGUCCCAAGAUCGACAUCACGAUCAUGGAUGCCUUGAAGCGCAAUCACCAGUGCGCCACUAUUCAGCUGGAUUUCCAACUGCCUAUCCGUUUCAACCUGAACUACAUCGACGACAACGGAGAGAAGAAGCGACCGGUCAUCAUUCACCGGGCUGUACUGGGUUCGGUUGAACGCAUGAUCGCGAUCUUGAUCGAAAGUUACGCAGGAAAGUGGCCUUUCUGGUUGUCGCCCAGACAGGUGAUGGUCGUUCCCGUUGGACCGGCGUACGAUGAAUACGCCGACAAGGUUCGCCAACGCUUGCACGAAGCUGGGUUCAUGGCUGAGGCCGAUUUGGAUGCCGGCGAUACCAUGAAUAAGAAGAUCCGUAACGCACAGUUGGCGCAGUUUAACUUCAUCCUCGUUGUCGGCGAGAAGGAACGUAGCUCGGAGACGGUCAACGUGCGUACCCGUGACAACAAAGUCCACGGAGAGGUGUCGGUCGCUGAUUUGGUGGCAAAACUGCGCAGGCUAGCGGAUGAGUUUGCCCGAGGUGAAGAUCAGUUCUAGGACAUCGGUACAAACUAAUUGAUCUGUGCGAGAACAGGCGCUAACUUGUCUGAUUGCAUUUAUGCGUCCGAUGAAUUUGGUAAAAUGAUUAAAGCUCUUGAAAAAACUAUCCAAUAAUUCAUAAUUAAAUAUAAUUUCACAGUUGCUUGCAGCAAGUUACGUUUUCCUCUAAAAUAAAGCAUACAGGAAUAAA